UGCCCAGUCAUUAACCCAACUGCUCUCCACUCUGCCGAGUCUACUCUACUUCACCCCCAGCCGGACCGGACCGGAGGGAACAAAAAGGAGAAGCAAGCAUCGAUGAAUGCAUUCUGCAGCAACACAUGCGACCACUCUGCAUUUCUCCUAUCCGCGGGCCAAACCAGUCUCCACCGUCACCGACCAUCCACGCGCCACCGGACCACAGUAAUGACGUCACAGUCGUCGGGAAGAAAAACAACAACGACAACCACACGUGCAGUGUAUAGGGAGGUGGAGACGCUGCAGAAAGGGAUUGCGGAGUUGUACGACGAGUCAUCGGGAAUAUGGGAGGACAUUUGGGGGGACCAUAUGCACCAUGGCUUCUACGACCCUAAUGCUACUGUCUCUGUCUCCGACCAUCGCUCCGCCCAGAUCCGCAUGAUCGAAGAGGCUCUGCGCUUCGCCUCCGUUCCCGGUACCACCUUUACUCUUUCUCGUCUAUCUAGACUUCUAUAA
This is a messenger RNA of Ilex paraguariensis (yerba mate), 498 nucleotides long. The record is from the annotation of a GenBank genome assembly. NCBI's taxonomy places the organism in Eukaryota, Viridiplantae, Streptophyta, Magnoliopsida, Aquifoliales, Aquifoliaceae.